UAAUUGUUGGAUGUCAUUUGACUUAGGAUGUUGAAAGCCAAAAUAAAGCAGCAGGUCUGGAGCCUCAGGCCUUGGAUGAGUUCACCAGUCUGCUGAUUGCGGAUGACACCCGUGUGGUGGUGGACCUGCUCAAGCUGUCGGUGUGCAGCCGGGCCGGGGACAGGGGCAGGGAUGUGCUGUCUGCGGUGCUUUCCGCUAUGGGGACUGCCUACCCGCAGGUGGCAGAUAUGCUGUUGGAGCUCUGCGUCACCGAGUUGGAGGAUGUGGCCACAGACUCGCAGAGCGGCCGCCUCUCUUCUCAGCCUGUGGUGGUGGAGAGCAGCCACCCUUACACCGAUGACACCUCCACCAGCGGCACCGUGAAGAUAGCAGGUGCAGAAGGACUCAGGGUGGAAUUUGACCAGCAGUGCUCCACGGAGAGGCGCCAUGACCCUCUCACAAUCAUGGACGGCGUCAACAGGAUCGUCUCCGUGCGGUCAGGCCGAGAGUGGUCCGACUGGUCCAGCCAGCUGCGCGUCCCGGGGGAUGAGUUAAAGUGGAAGUUCAUCAGCGAUGGGUCUGUGAAUGGCUGGGGCUGGCGCUUCACCAUCUAUCCCAUCAUGCCAGCUGCUGGCCCUAAGGAACUCCUGUCGGACCGCUGCAUCCUCUCCUGCCCAUCCAUGGACUUGGUGACGUGUCUGUUAGACUUCCGACUCAACCUUGCCUCCAACAGAAGCAUCGUCCCUCGCCUUGCGGCCUCGCUGGCGGCGUGUGCACAGCUGAGUGCCCUAGCCGCCAGUCACAGAAUGUGGGCCCUUCAGAGGUUGAGGAAGCUGCUUACAACUGAAUUUGGACAUAAUUAACAUAAAUAGGCUGCUUGGAGAAAAUGAUGGGGAAACAAGAGCUUUGAGUUUUGUAGGUAGUGCUCUUGCUGCUUUGGUGAAAGGUCUUCCAGAAGCUUUGCAGAGGCAGUUUGAAUAUGAAGAUCCAAUUGUGAGGGGUGGCAAACAGCUGCUCCACAGCACGUUCUUUAAGGUACUGGUAGCUCUUGCUUGUGACCUGGAGCUGGACACUCUCCCUUGCUGUGCCGAGACACAAGUGGGCGUGGUUCCGGAGGUACUGCAUGGCCUCCCGCGUUGCUGUGGCCCUUGACAAAAGAACACCGUUGCCCCGUCUGUUUCUUGAUGAGGUGGCUAAGAAAAUUCGUGAAUUAAUGGCAGACAGCGAAAACAUGGAUGUUCUGCAUGAGAGCCACGACGUCUUUAAAAGAGAGCAGGAUGAGCAGCUUGUGCAGUGGAUGAACAGGCGACCAGAUGACUGGACUCUCUCUGCUGGUGGCAGUGGAACAAUUUAUGGAUGGGGACAUAAUCAUAGGGGCCAGCUCGGGGGCAUUGAAGGUGCAAAAGUCAAAGUCCCCACUCCCUGUGAAGCCCUCGCAACUCUCAGACCCGUGCAGUUAAUCGGAGGGGAGCAGACCCUCUUUGCCGUGACGGCUGAUGGGAAGGUAAGGGCGCUUUUUCUGUGUCACAGGGUCAUUGAGCCUGAGACAGUUGUGGCUAAAGGUAUGUGUGGUUCUUAGCACAUGCAAGGAUCCGUACUCAGGACUGAUAGUACUGUGGUAUGCAGGAAGCAGCUAGAGUUCCAAGAUAUUUUUGUAUAA
This is a messenger RNA of Piliocolobus tephrosceles (Ugandan red Colobus), 1639 nucleotides long. Its product is annotated as E3 ubiquitin-protein ligase HERC2-like. The coding region runs from base 198 to 842 and encodes 214 amino acids. The record is from RefSeq and is a predicted model, not a curated record. The transcript is spliced from 10 exons. NCBI's taxonomy places the organism in Eukaryota, Metazoa, Chordata, Mammalia, Primates, Cercopithecidae.